AUGGAGGGCUUUAUGAAGAACUGGCUGCGAAGACCGUAUAAUGCAAAAGAAAUAGAUAAGGAAAAAAAUAUUCACGACCCUGGGGCCAAAUCGACUACGGCAGAAACGACUGAUGCAACAGUAUCAGUGACUGAUGCUGAUGCGAGUAAUAGUUUGGCUUCGGAAUCAGAAAGUGGAAGCGUGGAUGAGGCUGUGGUUGUCCUUAAUACAAUUACUCAAAAAAGAAUAAAAUCCAAAAAAGGUGAAAUUAAUGCUGUUUAUAUUCCGCCUGAUGUUGACGAGCUUACAGACGAAGAAAAUAUUGAUGAGGACUUGUUAGUGAACGAAAACGGCUUUGUAGGUGGGGAUAUAGCGGGUAGUUUUGAAAUUCACAUAAAUGACGACGAUUUUUACGAUUCCUCUGACAAUGAAACUAUAGACAAAAAGAGACAAAAUUGUUAG
Brassicogethes aeneus is the source of this 441-nucleotide messenger RNA. Lineage: Eukaryota; Metazoa; Arthropoda; Insecta; Coleoptera; Nitidulidae. The record is from the annotation of a GenBank genome assembly.